Messenger RNA from Endocarpon pusillum Z07020, 1353 nucleotides. RefSeq lists its product as uncharacterized. The record is from RefSeq and is a predicted model, not a curated record. Gene Ontology annotation, cellular component: fungal-type cell wall. The coding region runs from base 1 to 1353 and encodes 450 amino acids. NCBI's taxonomy places the organism in Eukaryota, Fungi, Ascomycota, Eurotiomycetes, Verrucariales, Verrucariaceae. Gene Ontology annotation, molecular function: hydrolase activity, hydrolyzing O-glycosyl compounds; glycosyltransferase activity. The transcript has 3 exons. Gene Ontology annotation, biological process: carbohydrate metabolic process; fungal-type cell wall organization.
AUGCAUUUCUCUACCUGUGAUGCAGCAAUUGCUGUACUUGCAGUUCUCAUCUCCUCCACCCCAGUCCUAGCCCAAACCUUCACGAGUUGCAAUCCACUCACCUCUGGUAAUUGUCCACCAAAUUCCGCCCUCGGCCGAUCCGUCAACAUCGACCUCACAAAAGGCGCCUCUGACUCCUUCACCGAACAAGGCUCACCAUCCUACGGCUCUGAUGGCGCCGCCUUUACUGUUGCACAAUCCGGUGAUUCGCCCCAAAUAAAUUCAAAGUGGUACAUCAUGUUUGGACAUGUCGAAUUCGUCAUCAAGGCAGCACCAGGAGCUGGCAUAGUUAGCUCUGCCGUCUUACAAUCCGACUGCUUGGAUGAGAUUGAUUGGGAGUGGCUAGGUGGAGACAAUGGUCAGGUUCAAAGCAAUUAUUUUGGCAAGGGGAUGACAACCACAUACAAUCGAGGAGCAUAUCAUGCUGCGCCGGGGAACCAUGAUGGUUUCAAGACUUAUACCAUCGACUGGACAAGCGAGCAGAUUGUUUGGCAGAUCGACGGCGUUACUGUCCGGGCCAUGACACAAGCAAACGCCGCUGAAGGUCAAUAUCCUCAAACCCCCAUGAUGGUCAAGGUUGGAGCUUGGAGUGGCGGAGACCCAGCAAACGCGCCUGGCACCAUCGCAUGGGCUGGAGGACCAACAGACUACUCCGCCGGUCCUUACACCAUGUACCUCAGGUCAAUCGCAGUCACUGACUAUUCAACCGGGACCCAAUACACCUACUCCGGCUCGGCCGGUACAUGGCAAUCAAUUCAAUCGACCGGUGGCACCAUCAAUCCAAAAGGCGGCUCAAAUACACUAGCCGACACCGCCAACGCACCAGCCGUUACAUCCGCCGCAGCAAAUGCACCCAUUCCAUUCGAGGGCACACACCGUGAUGACAGCUCCACCUACGUGACACCGAGCGUGUGGCCAUGGGUUGGAUCAGCCACCGCUACACUACAAACUGCUUCAGAUUACCAGUCUUCACCCUUACAAUCUCCUUCCUCGCCGGGCUCACCCUCUUCUGGCCCUGAAGUCGUGACUCGAUGGAAUGAACAAGGUUUUCCGGUUUUGGUCACUAUAGGGCCCAACAAUAACCCAUCGAAUGCCCCUGCAUCAUACGAUUCAAGAGGAUUCUUGAUCACGGCCACCGCGCAGCCGAGUGCGACAGCUAGUGCGGGCGCGAUACAAGGAAGCUCGACGGGGUUUCUGUUCCCGUCUGCUGUGCCGCAGAAUGAUGGAGUCAGGAAGGGGACUGCUGUGCUAAGGGAUUUAGGCGUGGUGCUUGGGAUGGAAGUUUUCGGGGUGUUGGUGUUGGGUGUGAUUUGA